AUGGAAACGCGCAGUACGCCUCUCGAAAAUCGACCGCGACUUCCCCGCAUAGCCCUAAGCAAGCGGAAUCGGGCUGUCGUGAGGGCUCUGAACCCAAUGCUGGUGACCUAUUUGGAAGCCAGCCGGGACCUUUGCGAGACGGACUCAAUUCUCUUUGGCGCCGCACUGGCAGUCUGCCGUAUUAUAGGCGCCAAACUUUCCACGGCUGGACGCACUACUGGACAAAGUAGUGCUAUCCCAGCCUGGAGAACAAGAAUUGAAGAACGUAUCGCAAAGGCUAGGGCCCUCAUCGGCAGACUGAUAUGCUUCAGGUCAGGCAAUACCAGGCCAAGGAUUGUGCGCACCGUCAGGAUGGCGUUUGCUGGGACAAAUGUUAGUUUGUCCCAGCCGGAUAUAAUGCAAAAACUGACGGAGCGCAUAGACGACCUGAAGCAGAGAAUCGCUGCUUGGGGAAAGCGAAUUCGGCGAUAUACCGAGAGGUCGACACGGUUCAACCAGAAUCGUCUCUUCCAGAGUGAUCAGAAGAGGCUCUAUAAAUCAUUGGAGCGACCAAUGGUAAGUGGAACGGGCCCAGUACCGAAUCAGGCCGACACGGUCGCAUUCUGGCGCAGCCUGUGGUCAGAGCCCGUAAACCACAACGAGGGCCCUUGGACGGAAGUUGUGGCGAGUCAGUGUGCGGGUAUUACGCCCAUGGACCCCGUCACCAUAACGCCGGAUGACGUAGCUGAGGCGGUCCGUAGGGCCCCGAACUGGAAAAGUCCGGGACUCGACGGGCUGCAUCACUACUGGCUGAAGGGGUUCGUGAUGUUCCUAACACGAUCGGAAUAUGACCGAGGUGUCAAUACAUUUAGCCCGGAAGGAAGACUUUUUCAAGUAGAAUAUGCAAUUGAAGCUAUUAAACUUGGGUCUACUGCCAUUGGGAUUUGUACUUCUGAAGGAGUAGUGCUUGCUGUUGAGAAAAGGAUAACUUCACCACUAAUGGAACCAACAACUAUAGAAAAGAUAGUAGAAGUUGACCGUCAUAUUGCUUGUGCUGUGUCGGGGUUGAUGGCUGAUUCCAGAACACUUGUGGAGCGUGCCCGUGUAGAGUGUCAGAAUCAUUGGUUUGUAUACAAUGAGCGCAUGACUGUGGAGUCCUGCGCUCAGGCUGUGUCCAACCUGGCAAUACAGUUUGGUGAUAGUGAUGAUGAUAGUGGAACUGCUAUGUCAAGACCAUUUGGUGUUGCAGUGAUGUUUGCAGGCAUAGAUGAAAAGGGCCCACAACUGUUCCAUAUGGAUCCUAGUGGAACAUUUGUCCAGUAUGAUGCUAAAGCUAUUGGCUCGGGCAGUGAAGGAGCUCAACAGAGUUUGAAGGAAGUGUAUCACAAGUCAAUGACUUUGAAAGAGGCAAUCAAGUCAGCUUUGACAAUUCUGAAGCAAGUAAUGGAGGAGAAACUAUCUGAAAAUAAUGUAGAAGUUGUGACAAUGACUCCUGGCUCUAUGUUCCAUAUGUUCACAAGGGAACAGCUCGCAGAGCUGAUUGCGGCGAAUCCAGAGCUUCAAUGGAGUGAGAGUUCAAGGAACACCAUUCAAGACCUAUCCAAGUUACGACUCGGAAGUCAAACAUGUUAA
Molecule: messenger RNA, 1611 nt
Organism: Parnassius apollo (apollo)
Lineage: Eukaryota; Metazoa; Arthropoda; Insecta; Lepidoptera; Papilionidae
Source: the annotation of a GenBank genome assembly